This is a messenger RNA of Schistocerca nitens (vagrant locust), 10506 nucleotides long. It is a transcript of the gene Dab, whose product is annotated as protein disabled. Lineage: Eukaryota; Metazoa; Arthropoda; Insecta; Orthoptera; Acrididae. The transcript has 7 exons. The record is from RefSeq and is a predicted model, not a curated record. Bases 102 to 6194 code for a protein of 2030 amino acids.
UGGUGUUGCCUAAACUGCAAGAAGCCAUUACUGCUGUUUAAGCAGACACUUCAGACAUACUACAGUGGUUAUAAAUGUGUGUAUGAAAAAAUACUCAUCUCAUGCAAACUUUAAGGAAGAAAACCAGUCCCUGUAAAUAUAAGAAUGAGCCCUCAAGAUUCUUGGGAGAAGGGGUGAGCUUCAAGGCUAAAUUGAUUGGAAUUUUGGAGGUCAACGAAGCUCGUGGUGACCGAAUGUGUCAAGAGGCUUUGGCAGAUCUCAAAAUGGCAAUCAGAGCUGCUGGAGAACACAAGCAAAGGAUCAACAUAAAUAUUGCCAUAGAUGGUUUGCGUCUCAGGGAUGAAAAGACAGGGGAUUGCUUGUACCAUCAUCCUGUUCACAAAAUAUCAUUUAUUGCACAAGAUAUGUCCGAUUCAAGGGCAUUUGGUUAUAUUUUCGGCUCACCGGAUACUGGACAUAGAUUUUUUGGAAUAAAGACUGAUAAAGCAGCGAGUCAGGUUGUAAUUGCAAUGCGAGAUUUGUUUCAAGUUGUAUUUGAACUGAAAAAGAAAGAGAUCGAGUUAGCCAAGCAGCAUAUUGAGCAACACCAAAUAAAGUUGGGAGGUGGGCUGUUUUCAGAAGGCUCAUCAGGCACAAAGAAUGGAGCAAGCAGCUUGGAGACAGGAGCAAGUAAGAUGAGAACUAUUCAGGAAGACUCAGCAGUGAAAGAGAAUGGAACAGCUGCUUCAUCUAAAUCGGCUCAACAAACGUCCGAGGUUAUAGCAGAUCUUCUAGACCUGGAAUUUGAACUGAACAGCAUACAGCAGGGAAUUCAUCAAAUGGAAAGAAUAACGCCAUCUGAUCCAUUUGGACCUUCGUCUAUCAGAGAAGACCCUUUUGGAAGUGAUCCAUUUGGGGAUUCAUUUGCCCCUGCAACGACAGCGGCACCAACUCCAAAGUCAAGCAAGCAGCCUAUAGCUAUUUUGCCACCACCUCCGUCAGCAAAGGAGCCUGUUCGUUCCCUAGCAGACCCAUUCAACGUACCAGCAACAUCUCGUGGUACCAGCAGGCGGUCGACCAAUCGAGCAGCUACGAGUGAACAACUCCCCGCUCCUGCCCCAAGUACUGUGAAGCCAGUGCAAACUCAGGCGCCUACUGCACAGCCGGAGAAGCACUGGUUUGACCAAGAGACUGAGUCCCUUUUUGAUGAAGGUGAAUUGGUGACGCCACCAUUAACAUCCUCUGUAAAUACUGUGACCUUGCCACCAGUACAGCCACUUUCUGAGCAAGAUGAUAAGGAGUCCAGGAGGAGUCCUUCAGCGCAGAAAGCUGAGAAACCGUUUGAUGUUUUCACUGAACUGGACCCACUUGGUACAGGGCGCAGUAAGCCGUAUGUGGACAGAAAAGACUUUUUCCAGGAACUGAAGAAUCCACCAAAGAAAGUUCUUAAGGACUUAGUCACAGAAAUUCCUUCCGAAGCUACAGCCCCAUUAUUCCAGGCGACGUUUGAGAAAGGAAGUAAUGCACUGACGCCAGGAGAUGGUGAUUUGCCUUGCUCCACAAGUACUGUGCUGUCGAGUGGCGACAAAACGACUGUCACAUUUAGUCCACUGACUACCUCAGCUCUAACCACAAUGUCAGCCAAAAAGCCGUUGGUGUUAGAUGUUGACCCAUUCGAAGACACUGAUCCAUUUGAUAAGACUGAUCCCUUUGCUGAAGACGAUUUUCCUCAAAAUAAUUCGUUCCCAUCGUUAGGCAGCAGUAGUGACCCUUUUGAUACCGGUUUCGCUGAUUUUACCAUGUUCGCAAAACCAAAGAAGAAUGAAGUUUUUGCUGGCAUUGCAGCACCUGUGCCAGCACAGGACGAUGUGAAACCGUCUACGCUUAUGUCCUCGACUGAAAGCACCACCCCUCAGACUUUCCACGGACCACUGAGAGUUUCAUUGCCUCCCGAGAAAACAGAUGUAGACACAGUUCUUUCAACACAGUCUGUGACACUACCAUCGUCAUCUACAGCGCCUCCAUCCGUACUGGAAAGUCCUGUAGAUACACUUAGCAAAUCAAAGAGUAAAACUUCACGGCUCAGUAAACAAACCACAUUGUCUACAAUGGUGAAACUACCAAGCCCGAAGUCAACGCCACGAUCCUCGUCACGCCUUGUAAAGCAGAUCACUGUGGACUCGUGCACAACCAGUAGCACAACACAAUCAGUGCGUCUGAGUCCUACGCCUCCGAUGCCUCCGACACCAUCAAAAUCGGACAGGAAAUCACCAGUAAGCCAGGGCAUCUUGGAAGGUGUUACGCUACGCAAUCGGUGUGCCGUGACCCCUUCUCCUCCAGUGGUCGCCAGUUUCCCAGAUUCUGGAGACGGUGACAGUACCUCGAGACUGUCGGGAUCCAGUGCUGAGCUAGCAGAGAUAGCCCCUGAACCGCCACCGAGGCCUGCAGCUAGCAUUGCGGCCAUCAAACCACCUCCACUUCCUCCAAAGCGGCAGCAGAUUAGCUGUAUGAUGAAACCACCUCCUAGACCUCCACACGCUGAUGAACCACCUCACUAUGACUAUAUAGAAAAUUACGAAACGUCGACAUCACCCACUCCUCAUGAAAUCGACGUGUUACAAAGUCCACCUCUGCCAGUUCCAGCAAGAAGGCCAAAAUUUCCGGAAGUUGACUUUGUGCCUCAGAGACCAAGGAGGCAACAACCUCCCCAACCUCUCACAGCAAAAUCUUCUAUAGGCAGUGACGACUACUUAACACCUACACCUUUUCCGUUACUACCUCCACCUCAGAAGAAAAGUCCUAGCACAGACAGCGGCAAGUUCCAUCACCUCCCCAAGGCUCGUUCGCCAGUUAUGACGACAAUUGAUUCCAUCCUUAUGUCAACCUCGAGUGCAACAACCACAUCAGCGAGUGAUGACCGAAAGAAAAAGCCGAGUACUUCACUAAAUAUUACUUUAAGUCAGCUCACAAAAACGGGAUUGCAAGAUUUAGCAGCAGCGUUAGGUGUUUCUCCCGGCCAUUUAUCCAACAUGACACUCCAGGAACUUACUAACUGCCUCUCCAAGCUUUCGACAGAAGCUCAAGGCCCCGAAAAUGGCGGCGAGGAAACAAAGACAGAGACAGAUGCGAUUAAGAGAGACAAAUAUGCCACACUGAGAGAGUCGGUGGACGAUGAACCAGAGUUUAAGGCAGACUUUGAAACUAAUUUUGAACCAACAGACUCAUCGGACAAACUAGAGGAUGUUUUUCAGGAGGCACCAUUUGAUAAAUAUGCUGUAUUCCGAGAAUUGAUUGAAGAAGCUAAAGAUGAUAGGCGGACUAAAGGAAGCACAGAUUCUGUAGAUGCCGAACCCAAACAACGAGUAGUAGUCUCCGAAAGUUCCGCAGAAGAGAUGAAGGCAAGAAAGGAGGCCGAGGAUAAAUAUGCUGCACUUAGGGACAUUUCUCUAGAUGAAGGUGCUGGUGAAAAGGAGGAUGGCGACACGUCAAGUGAGAAAGACGACAGUAUUGCAGAAGGUAUCAAACCAGAGGAAGAGGAUGAUUUGUUAACGUUAUCAAGACAGCAGAGUGAAAGCACUGAAUCGCCCACUGUUGAAGCGGUGACGCUUCGUGAACCUCAGUCGAUCAUUGAAACAACUAUAUUAGAGGAAGACGCAACUGCUUUAGAAGAUGAUGCUGGAGCUGGUGCUGAAGAAAUAAAGCACACAUCACCACUUUCCGCAGAAAUAAGCCCUGUCACAAAGAAUGCUGACGAACAAGAGGCAGUAGAAUCAGCAGAUGGUAAUAAUGGAUCGUCAGUAUCUGAAAAAGAAGACGCCACCAACGAUAUUGGUUCUCCCGAUAAGGAUGAUGACAGAGCUGAAGGUGUGUCCAGUGCUGAGGGUUGGGCAAAAUUUGACUCAAUUGUACCAGAAAAGACUUCACCUGAUACGCAGAGAGAGGAAGUAUCUUCACCAUGGUCAUCUGAUGGGAAAGAAACAGGGAGAAUGCCUCCAGCUGGUUACCAGGAUCAUUUGGAAAGAGAACAAGAAAUGGAAAGAAGAAGAAGAAUGAGAGCACGAGGUCAGUGGCGUGAUGAUGAUGAAGAAGAAGAAGAAGGCUGGGAAGACAGGAGGGCAGAUGGUAUGCCAUGGCAAGAAAGGCCUUGGAGAGAAAAUGGUUGGAGUGAUGGAGAGCCAUAUUAUGAUGAUGGUAUUCACCGUAAAGAAAGAAUGUACCAUGAAGAAAGGACAGCAAGAAGAAGACGACCUGCUCCAUGGAAAAGUGGUCAGAGAAGUUCAAGGGAUCCAUCCCCUUGGGAACAGGAUGAUAAAGACAAUGAAGACCACGGAUGGGUUACUGUGAAUAAGAGGUGGCGUGACAGAUCUGUUGAUGAAGAUGAAGAAGAGGAAGAAGAAGAAUAUGAAAUAUCUAGAAAACCUCGAUCCAAACAGUAUGCUGCACCAAGAGACGAUGAGCGGUGGAGGAGAUACGAACACAGAGAAAUGAAUGGGUUGGAGUAUGAAGAAGGCAGGAAAAGACGUCCAUCUCCUUGGAGAGGAGAAGGUGAAAGUCGAAGCAGUUGGGAAUCAGUGUCAUGGGAUGAAGAAGAACGAUUUUCACAACGCGAAUAUUGUGAUAGACGAAGUAAAGCAGAACGUGAAGAAGCAUACUGGCGCAGAAGAGAACUUGAACAUGAUGGAAGACCAUAUCCUUGGAGCAGGAAGUGUGUUCCCCCUGACGAAGAUUACAUGCGACCAGAGCAAACCCUUAGGUGGAAAGGUGAAAGAUAUCAUAGAUAUUCGAGGGAUCGUUCUCGGGAACUACCGUGGGAGGAUGAUUACAGUGAACAAGGGGAUGAAGAAUCACCCAGGUACUUGGGAAGGAAACAGAAUUGGCCAAAACGUCCUAGCAGUGCAACAGAAUCACGCUGGACUCCAGAAAAAGGACCAGCCAGCGAUUAUGUGCCAAGAAUUGGAGAAAAACAACAGCAUUCUCUUCCAAGUGCAGCACGCUCAGAUAGGCCAGACAGUAUUGAGAAAAUGGGAAGCUACACUAUGGCUGAACGAAGAUAUCGUGAAAAAGUAGGCAGGCGACCGAGGAGUCGGGAAGGAUAUUUUAAUUCUGAUCAGGAAUAUGAUUACUGGCCACAGCAAGAAAGGCCCCGCAGGCAAGACAAAGAAAUAGGUUACGAUCAGAGAUCACAGACACUCCAUACAAGGAGACCUCAGCGAUACAAAAAAAGCAUUGAAUAUAGCUACAGUCAGAAGUCACCAUUCGAUGAUGAUUUCACAAUGCAACCAUUUGAAGUAGGUAUAGAUAUUAACAAAAGCCAAGGUGCAGAAUCAGAUGCAUCAGAUUCUGCAAAACAAAGAUCUCCUGCACUCUCAAGUCACAGUCUCCCUGUAACAGCUGGUUCUUCUGUUGAAACUUUCGCGAAGGGUAAGGAAAGCCAUACUAGUGAUCCUAAUUCCCGGCCAAAGGAAAUAGGCCUGAGUAGUCCUCCAGAACCCUAUCAGUCUUCACUUGGUGAAGACACAAAUAGAGUUAGAACUCCAAGGAGCUCAACUCACAGAAAAUCUCCAUUUGAAGAUGACUUUACUCCUACUGAAAUACGGGGCAUCAGGCUUGCAUCAAGUGUAUCAAGUGAUAUAAGUGACCACAGGAAGUCACCUUAUGAGGACACCAAACCGUGUAGUAGAGGCCCAAGUGUGGUAGAUGAACCUGCUUGUGCUAGUGUUCUCGACCAGAAAAAUGGUAAACUAAGUGAUGAUGUUUUUCUUCCUGCAGGCACCUCAGAAACAGGAAAAACGCACAGUGAACAUGCUUUUGCUGAUUUUGAAAGCAUGCCCUUUGGUGACAGUGAAUUCAUCCCUUCACCAAAAACUCUUUCUGAAAGCAAAUAUAGUGAUAAGAAAGCACCUGGAACAGUGUGGAGUGGUGAAGACUCUAAUAAACAUGAUAAAUUUCAUCCAGGAAUGAAACUUCGUAUGUCAAACCUUAUGAGAGCAGAUUCAUCAACAAGUUUGAAAAAGUCAGAAUCAAUAAAUAUUUUUGUACGUGAAAGUGAUCCAUUUGAUGACGACUUCUUCUGCAGUGAUACAGCUUCGACAAUACCCCGUCCACGUUCUGAGAACACUGGUCGGGCAGAAGAUAAAUCUGGUGCUAGUAAUCAGACUGAAGUCUUCAACUGGACUCAAGCCUUUGACUCCUUCAACUUUGAAGAAGAGAAGUGAGCCCUUCAAGAAUAGUACCAGUGAACUGAUGAAAGAGAUAAUGCAGUGACAGUGAAAACUGAAUUGCAGUUGUGAUGCCAACUUACAUGAAAUUCACGUUUUAGAUCAUGUAGGUUAAUUUUGUUGGUGAUGAAAUUCACCCAUUCCAUGUAAUUACUUAAUACCCACUGCUUAUUACUGACAGAACUGCAGUGUGUACCAUUAUAAAGGAGCCGUGAUUGUUUCAGUAUUAUGUUAUCAUUGUCCACAGAUCUCAAAAUUUCAUUAUAUUGCAAUAAUUUCCUUGCUCAAAGAGAGUGCAAUUUAGUUGCCUUCUGCUCACAGACUCACUAAAUAUCACUAAUUUUGAAUGUUACCAUCAAUAAACAAUGACAACCUGUUUUAAUUUAAUUUGGAAAUUUUGUCAUUUGCAUUCCAUCAGAAGUGAGUAACCAUCAACCAUCACAUAAUAUUUUACUGUUCUGUGUUGAAUAAGAAAACCUUAAAUAGGUUAAUAUAUUGCUAUUGUUGUAUGCACUAGAACAAUUACUUGUUACUUUUACAGAAAUCCUUGGUGGUUUUACAAAUACCUGUUUGGAUUCAGAAACUGGAGAUUUUUUUACUGUCAUAUCAUUACUAGUAUGUAAUAACUUGACACUAAGCCAUAAACUGUUACUUCUGAACCCAUAUCAGCAAUCUGAGGAUCAUAUUGCCUUUAUUGUGAAACUAGAUAUUGUGGUCUUCCUGUUGUGUCAGUGUUUUUGCACACUGUAACCUUCUCUGGAUUAAUUGGACACUCUGUAAGGACAAGUGUCUGUUGCAUAGGAUAGGAUUUUGAAAAAGACCUCAAAUGAAAGUUCCAAAACAAAGGAAAAUAAUAGUUUGAAAGCUCUGGAGACCAUCAACAACUAAUACAAAAAUCUGUGCCCUUCUAUUAUGAGAAAUGUUUACUAGAUCUGCACUGAACUAUUUCUAGAAUUAUAAAUAGUUGGUUCACUACAAGUGAGCCUAUAUAUGUCUUCACUGGUAAGUAUGAAAAACUUAUUUAAGAACAAUAAUAAUAGUCAGAUUAAUUGGCAUAUUGAUUCCAAGAUGCUGCAAGUGUAUGGACGAACAAUAAACAACACAAAAACUUUUAUGUCUGUAGUUUGAAAGUUUUUUUUGACAUUAAAAAAUUAUGGGAACAAGUUAAUUAUUUAUGUAAGUGCAGUUCGUCUUUGUCUAAGCACUCUAAUUUUGGAGAUUGUUGUAGCUUAUAUCCCAUGAUCGCUGCAGUGCUACUUCUUUGCAUCUACACACUGUGAUUUAAUUAGGUUGUUAUUUACAGUAUUUGCCUCAAUUUUAGUGGACUAAUGUCAAGUGACAAACAGUGUCAUCAGCCCUUUAAUUAAAUUUAAUGAAUUAUGAUUUUAUAUUACUUCUGUAACAUGCAACUCACAUUUCACAGUUCCUGUAACUGUUUCAAAAUGAAAUACUAACAUAUCCAAAUUCAGUGAGAAUAAUUAUCACAUAACUAGACAAUUUAUGUGCAUAGCAUAAGUACAGUUAAAACACACAGAAGUAUUUCAAAAGGCACUCCUGUUUUGUGUGGAUACCCACAUCUUUGUUAGAAUUAGGUGUUAUUUGAUAGUCCUUGUUUCCCUCCAGUGUUCCAAUAGUAUCUUAUAAUAGCAUUCUUAACACACAGUGUGAAUGUUCGAGGAGUGCAUGUUUCAUAUCUGUUCUGAGUCUUGCUAAGUGGGCAGUUGUAAAAAAUUCCUAAUGUUUUUCUUAUAAGGUAGAUUCUUUUCAAAAACUGGGUUUGAAUAGGAAACUAUGCUACUGCAGUAUAAAAUUCUUGGUAGAAACUGCAUGUUAAAGCAUACCAGAUGAUCAAAAUGAAAAAAAAAGAAUGGGUUAGAAUUGCAGAAUGCACAUACUUUGACAUACAGUAUUCCUCUGUGACUUAAUAAAAGAACACCAAUUGCUAUUUUAUGAGACUACAGUGAAGUGUUACAAAAUUUUCAUAUAAUCAUUAUAUUUUUAAAAAUAAGAAAAUUUUGAUUUACCUCACAUUUAUGAUAUUUCAAUUUGUUGACUCCUAACCAGUAUUAACUUUCAGCCAGUUUUUGCUAUAGCUUUAUUGUUGUUCCAGAGCAUGCAGAAAUAUUGUAUAGCUGUUUCAUGUGCAAAGUCAGUUUCUAGAAAUUGUGUGGCAGUGCAAAACAAAAUUCUGUGAAUGUCGCACUGUUAUUUCAUUACAUAUUAUUGCUUUUAAAUACUGCAUGAGACAGUGUAACUGUGUGUGUUAUAGAUACACUUAGAUAUAUCCAGUGUAAUGAUAAAUACAGUAGACUUCUUUGUUAAGUAUAGACCUUCUUAUUAGAGUCACACAGCUAAGGAAAUGCUUAUAGUGUUUAUGAAACUGGUCUGACUCAAUGCCAUAAGUGUAUGUGAUGUUUCCCAUAAAAAAAAGAGUCCCCUAAGGGAUUACAUGCUUCUGUGUAUAUCACAUUUCCUGCUAUAAACUCAAUGAGAACAGAAGAGUGCUGGUGGAAAUGAACUUUUAUCCUGAAUUAUUGUGAUGUUUUGUGUCUGUCAGUAACUUUUUAUUUUAGUAAGUUGUUUCUCAGUGUUAAACUAGUUCACCUUGCACUUCGUUAAUUGAUAUUUAUUUGUGCAACAGGCAUAAAAAGUAAAAUUUUCUGCAGCAUUAGGAAACGUAUUUCAAGACAGUGCUAGCCUACAAGGUCAUUGAUAUUAAAAAGUUACUCCUCUUCAUAGCUCUGUUGAGACUGAAAAUAUAUUAUACUGGAAUUCAUUUUUUCUCAUUGUUACAAUCAGCUAGAGUCUCUUACAUAAAGAAAGGGUGCACUGACUAGUAUUUUUUAAUGUAAAGAAAGGCCAAGUUCAAGAACAAAUUUUAGCUUCGUAAACAGAGAAUGAGACUUCUUAAUAUGCAUGAAUACUAAAGUCAUGAAUGCUUAAGUGAAAUUGCUGUUAAUGUCAGAGCUUCAUGAUAUUUUGGAAAUUGCAGUAAGCAGUGUAAAACAAUAACAAGUGUAAUAUACAUCAGAUGUAUAAAAAAUUUUAGAUGUUAUGGUUUUUUAUAACUCAUAACUGUAUAAACUAUUACAAACUUUUUACACUUGCAUUUAAAUAUGGAACGUCCAUCAUAAUUCAAUUACUUCUAUAACUAUAUUCAGUCAUAAUUUGGUAAAUACACCAGCUUAAGUUAAUAUAUUUAAUGGAAGAACUUCCAGGUCAUGCGCAUUUUAACUCUUGGAUAUUGCUCCAAGGGGUGACAACUCCCAUUUAGUGAUAAAUAGGAUGAGAUGUUUUGAAAUGUACUGAGAGAAAGAUGAAGCACUGGAGAGUUGGUUUACUUCAGAGAUGCAAAUGCUUUCAGUUAACAGAAUUUGUUUUGGAAAUCUAAAUUUUACAAACAAAACACUUUUGUUUACAACUCUUGUUCUCAUUAAGUUACAGGCACUGAUGAAUUAAAGAAUAAUAAAAUGGAUCGUUGAAAACAUUGGUGAAGCAUGAUCAGUUCCCUUCAGUCAGUACUACACACCAUGAGAAAAAUUACUUUAUUCUGAUACAGUGCUAUUUUUCUGACAGAAUCUCUCACAUGAAGCUCCAUGAUUGCUGAACUAUAUUCAUCCACAUGUAUCAGUUUGCAAUAAAAACAUGAGGUAUUUCCACUGUACAGGUGACGUGAAAAAUGUGUACAUAUAUAUUUGUGUAUUAAAUAAGCUGACUAAACCAAAGAAAUGAGCAACCAUGUUAAAGACAUUACAUUUUGUACAUAACUGUAAAAAUGUAAAAAAAAAAUGUAAUAAAUACUUUUGUAUAGGAUAAAUAUAUUUGAGAUAAAACGUAAGAAGUGUAAGUUUCAUAAUUUAUGUUUUAAAAUUUGACUCACUUGUUGCUUGUAAUACUUUAUAAUGAAUGUAAAUUUCAUGUUAGACAGUGAACUCAAUUUUGCCCCAUAUUUUCAGAUGUACGUUUAUGAAUUUUUAAGAUCAAAUGCAGGAAAUUCAAUUGGUACGAAUGUUCAACUGUAAUCCAUAUCAACUGUUAUUAUUAUGAACAUGGAAUUAAAAGAUUUAAAUCUCAGUUGGUUCAGUGGGAUUAACAAAACUAUUAAUAAAAUUUGUGAAAUUUAUUCGGCUUGAAUGUUGAUUAUUUAUUUGUAGCACUGUUCAAACAGAGAUUGAAAAGAACAAAAUAACAAUGUAUAAUGAACUGUGUCAUUGUACUCUUUGUACGAUGUUCAUAUUGAAUAUCGUUAGUUGUUUAAUUGUGGACUGUUAAGAAUGAAGAAAUAAGUGAAUGGGUUGCUCUCAUUUGA